Molecule: messenger RNA, 2690 nt
Organism: Zonotrichia leucophrys gambelii
Lineage: Eukaryota; Metazoa; Chordata; Aves; Passeriformes; Passerellidae
Exons: 8
Coding region: 205-1434 (409 amino acids)
Source: RefSeq, a predicted model, not a curated record
UUGACUUCUGCUUUCCUCUGGAAGAGGAGCUCAAUGAACUUGGAUCUGGCAAGGCUGCUCAGGCACUUGGAGAAGGGAAGAGGCACGAGGACUUAGACACAAACAGCUUCUGAGGGAGAAGACUGAGGGGGGAGCCUGCCCUGGCACUGUGGAGGAUCUGGGAGAGCUCCAGCCCUGCUGGAGCUCAUCGCCCCGGGCAGCCCCAUGGACUCUCCCCACCUCCUGCACAUGGGGUUCCUGCUCCUGGCUCUUGCUGCUCCCCAUCCAAGUAUUGCCAUGUCCAUUGCUGGCCCAGCUAGGUGGACACGAGGCAGCGCAGCUAUGGAAAUCUACCGCUGUAAGGACUGUGAAAGCUGCAAAUGCAAGGAUGGGAUAAUUGAUUUUAACAACUUUAUAAGAAUCGCUGAAAUACAGCACAAGAAAAACACUAUUCCAGGUGUAACAGUUGAGUUGAUGGCCAAUGAAUCGCACAUCACUGUUUGCUUUGAGCAAGCAAAUUUCUGUCCUGAAGAAAUUUAUGGCAUCUCGGAUCAAAAUGAGCCACCAAUACUCUCGUGUGGCAUCCUGAAUUCUGGAGAAAACGGAGGAGGCAACAUCAAUACUGAGGACAAGACUGUUUGCUGUGAAGCAGAGGCAGAUGUCUGGCGACACAACCCUGACCUGAAGUGCUACAUUAAGAAGUCCCAUCCAAAACACAAGUCCCAUCCAAAACACAGGUCCCAUCCAAAACAUGAUGCACUGCCAGUUGCAGUUCCUGGUAUUGCCGUGUCUACUGCUGGCCCAGCUAGGUGGACACGAGGCAGCGCAGCUAUGGAAAUCUACCGCUGUAAGGACUGUGAAAGCUGCAAAUGCAAGGAUGGGAUAAUUGAUUUUAACAACUUUAUAAGAAUCGCUGAAAUACAGCACAAGAAAAACACUAUUCCAGGUGUAACAGUUGAGUUGAUGGCCAAGGAAUCACACAUCACUGUUUGCUUUGAGCAAGCAAAUUUCUGUCCUGAAGAAAUUUAUGGCAUCUCGGAUGAAACUGAGCCACCAAAACACUGGUGUGGCAUCCUGAAUUCUGGAGAAAACGGAGGAGGUAACAUCAGUACUGAGUACAAGACUGUUUGCUGUGAAGCAGAGGCAGAUGUCUGGCGACACAACCCUGACCUGAAGUGCUACAUUCAGGAGUCACAUCCAAAACACGCUGCACUGGCAGGUGCCAUUCCUGGUAAUCCUGAAUUUCUCACCAGCAAAAAGAGCAGCCUUGGCAUCUUGCUGUCAUUCCUGUUUGUUGGGGUUUGCACAGGAUGGGGCACCAUGUAUUACGUCUUGCGGCUGCGGCGUCGCCAAGCUUCUAGGCAAGACAGAGAGGCUUCUGACAGAGAAAGGCUCACAGAUAACCAUCUACAACGGAGAGAACUUCUCUGCCAGCAGCAUCCUCCUCUCUCAUGAUGUACAGCAACCAGCUAAACACAGACUCAUUUUCCAUGGGAACUGCUGCCCUUGUAAUCCCAAAUCGUCCUGUUUUCACAAAGGUAGCUUCACCACAUCCACACCUUCUCCAAGCACUGUGACUCUUGUCCAGCUCCAGGCCUUUUGAGCAGCACAGGCAGCACCAGGAGCCCCCAUCCUCCUCUCCUUGGCUUGGCUGCAGACAGCAGCACCCCAGGGUGUGUGGCUGACUCAGCAGCACUGAAACCAGCUGAAUUCUCCCUGGGACAAAGUGGGAACAGCUCUGAAAUACUUCCCAUGCCCUCUGCAUGGCUGUCACUUGGUAAUGCCACAGCAGCACCCAGGUGUCUGUAUUGUUUGAAUUCUCAGGUCAUCUCUGCAUUCACCAAAGCCUUUUGCACCACAAGCUGGCUGGUAGGUUGAACUGGAAGAGUUUGGAAGAGAUAUUUGAUGUUGCCCCCACCUGCAGGCUGAGGAACGACUGAGUGUUCCUGUGCAGGGCUGGGUGGGAGGCUGUGUCCAGCUCCCUCAGGAAUGGCAUGGGGUCACAGAGGUCCCCAGGCUGAGCAGAACUCUGGAAUCAAUCUUCCUGACAAAUUAGGCAAGUUUAGACAGCAUGAGAUGAGUACAGCUCCUCAGGAAUUCAGCUCCUCAGGAAUCACUCUGGGUAUUUGGUAUCUUUAAAUCAUUCCCCAUUCCCACCUGAUUUGAAUAAAUCCUCAGCUUUUGCAUAGGAUCUAAUUUACUAUCAGGGCUGUUGAGCAAAAAUCAGUGGCAGCACAAAGGGAGAAGCAGAUCCCUAAAACAAUGUGAACGUUUGCUGAAUCACUGUCCUUUUGCCACACACACAGUUCUUGGUUCAUUUCUGCUUUGACUGGAUUUUGUUUGUUCCUUGUUUUUUCCUCAAUGUGUCUCAACCAUCCAGUCAGUAGCAGAGUGAACCUUGCCAACAAACUCUGUUGUGCUGAUGCUUAAUAUCAAAUCUGGAUUUUACUGAUCCCCUUGCUGGUGAUGUUUUAAGAGAUCUCCAACACUUUGAACAGGUAAUUCCCAUUUGACGCCUCUAUUCCUUGCUAUUCAUUGUACAAAUGUUUGUUUUCAGCUCCUUUGGUUACUGGGGUCAUUGGAGAGCUCUUAGGGUCUCAUUAUACAUUUGCAUACCUUUGUUUCUCAAUGUAGACCGGAUUUACACCUUCUACAGUCAUCUUUCAGAGAAUCUGUAUUAUCCAGUUCCCUGAUGUUAAUAAAUUCUUCUU